Messenger RNA from Penicillium odoratum, 510 nucleotides. RefSeq lists its product as uncharacterized. Lineage: Eukaryota; Fungi; Ascomycota; Eurotiomycetes; Eurotiales; Aspergillaceae. The record is from RefSeq and is a predicted model, not a curated record. The coding region runs from base 1 to 510 and encodes 169 amino acids. The transcript is spliced from 3 exons.
AUGAAUAUGGGGACAUCCGUUCGCCGGAAUCUCUUCCAUCAGAAUCUGAGCCGCCGUCCUGCAUCUACAGGACCUCAGAAUGGGCCAGUACUUCCGGGGAAUAAUGGCCUCUCAAACCGCCCCUCCAACAGACUGAAGCCAACCGCCUCCGACUCCUCUACUCGAAACAUGAAGCUGUCAGAAAACAAGGACAUUGUGGUGCGCGAUAGGAAUGGAGGCUACAAGCUUGACAUGCCUGCGUUACCGAGCAGCAACCUUGCUGGUGAUAAUGGGGAGGAACUUGAUGAGCUUGAGACCGGCGAAAACAGUUUUGAGUCAUUUGAGGUUGAGCGGGAGAAAGAGAGUUUCGAGGCUGCACUGGUCGAGAUGAUGAUUCGGCAUCGCAACAGACAGUCCAGUGGUGAGCCCGAUGAAAUUCUUAAUAUUGUUCAUCAGAGCUUGCUCAAAAAGGCCAGUUCCUUGGACGAUGACAAUUGGAUGUUUGAGCCGGAAUUCGAGACCCGAGUCUAG